AUGUCAACCUCACAGCACCCGAAGGAGCCUAUCGCCAUCAUUGGCAUUGCCUGCCGACUUCCUGGCGGAAACACCAACCCUCAUAAACUCUGGGAGUUCCUCAAGAGGGGAGGUAUUGCGUCGAACAAAGUUCCUGGAUCAAGGUUCAACAUCGACGGCCACUGGGAUGGCUCCCAAAAACCUCGCACAAUGCGGCCGUUGGGAGGCAUGUUUCUCGAGGAGAUUGAUCCUGCCGACUUUGACGCAUCCUUCUUUGAGAUAUCAAAGACGGAAGCCAUUUCUAUGGACCCCAACCAACGGCAAAUGCUCGAAGUAGUCUAUGAGGGACUUGAGAACGCUGGAAUUCCUCUGGAAUCUCUGGAUGGCGCCCAAGUUGGUUGUUUUGUUGGAUCCUACGCAUCAGACUACGGUGAUAUGCAGGCCAGAGACCCUGAAGAUCGGACCGCUGCCAUUACUGUUGGUGUUGGAAGAUCGAUCAUGGCCAACCGCUUAAGUCACUUUUUGAACAUCAAGGGACCCAGCAUGACUAUUGAUACUGCUUGCUCAGGCAGUUUGGUGGGAAUCGAUGUGGCCAGCCGCUAUCUUCAAACUCGUGAGAUCGACGCAGCUAUCAUUGCUACAAGCAAUCUCUACCUCAACCCUGAGCACGUUAUGGACAUUGGUGGCGUAGGCCAUGCUCACUCACCCACUGGGCUUUGUCACACUUUCGACAUCUCUGCCGACGGAUACGUGAAGGCCGAAGCUGUUAGCUCCGUGAUUAUCAAGAGACUUUCCGACGCUAUACGCGACCGCGAUCCCAUCAGAGCUGUCAUUCUUGGGUCGUCCACCAAUAGUGAUGGACGUACACCGGGCAUCGCCAGUCCCAGCGCCGAGGCUCAAGCAGCUGCCAUUAGAGCUGCCUAUGCCAGUGCUGGCAUUACCAAUUUUAACGACACGACAUAUCUUGAGUGCCAUGGAACAGUGACACAAGCUGGUGAUCCUACGGAGGUCAAGGGCGCUGCGUCGGUGUUCGCUACCAGUCGAUCUGCGGAUAAGCCACUUAUCAUCGGCUCGAUCAAGAGCAAUGUGGGGCACGCUGAGCCAUCAGCUGGAAUCUCAGGUCUCAUCAAAGCUGUGUUGGCUACUGAAAGCGGGUUGAUCCCCGGCAAUCCUACUUUCGAGAACCCUAGUCCUAAGAUCGAUUUUGUUGGCUUGAAGGUGAAGGCGUCCCGUACUGCCCUUCCUUGGCCCACUGGUGCUCCCCGAAGAGCCAGCAUCAACUCAUUCGGCUACGGCGGCUCCAAUGCGCAUUUGAUUCUCGAGCAACAAAACAUUCCUGGUGUUCCGCGUCAUAUUUCUUCGUAUCUUCCGGACGAUGCGGAGUUCUCUCUUGAAGACGAUGAGACAGAGAACCCGUACAUUCUUGUACUCUCGGCCAACGACAGCGCCACCUUGCGCGCCAACAUCAAGGCUUUGUCGAGCCAUCUCAUCAACCCCCGCGUCAAAGUCGAUAUUCGCGACUUGGCCUACACGCUCUCAGAGAGGAGAUCACGUCUAUGGCAUCGAGCUUUCCUGACGAAGCGCAGCCUGACUGAGUUGGACGAAAACUCCUUUGUCGUCGGGAAGAAAAGCUCCGAGGCACCAAGAGUCGCCUUUGUUUUCACUGGCCAAGGCGCUCAAUGGCCUCAGAUGGGCAAGGAUCUUCUGCGUUAUUUCUCAUGGACUCGUCAAAUUCUGGAAGAACUUGACAGUGUCUUACAAGGUCUCCCAAAUCCUCCGAAGUGGUCUCUCGUCAACGAGUUAACUGAGCCACGCACUGCGGAACACCUUCGCCAACCAGAGUUCUCUCAGCCACUCGUGACUGCGCUUCAGCUUUGCCUGAUUUCGGUACUCGAGAGUUGGGGUAUCAAGCCGCAGAGCGUCAUCGGCCAUUCAUCUGGAGAGAUCGCCGCUGCUUACGCUGCGGGCUUUCUUGAUCGGUCGGGUGCUAUCAUUGCUUCUUUCUAUAGAGGCCGAGCCGCACUGAACCGUCAAGAGCACGCUGAGAAGGACGUUGGCAUGCUGGCUGUUGGUGUUGGCGCUGAUGCUCUCGCGCCUUACUUGGAGAAGUACGCCGGUGAAGCUUGGAUCGCUUGCUUCAACAGCCCUAGCAGUCUCACUGUAUCUGGCAAGCGAGUCCCCUUGGAGGCUUUGGCCACUGACCUCAAGUCAGACGGUCACUUCGCACGACUUCUCCAAGUCGACUAA
Molecule: messenger RNA, 2226 nt
Organism: Colletotrichum chrysophilum
Lineage: Eukaryota; Fungi; Ascomycota; Sordariomycetes; Glomerellales; Glomerellaceae
Product: Type I Iterative PKS
Exons: 6
Coding region: 1-2226 (741 amino acids)
Biological process (GO): fatty acid biosynthetic process; secondary metabolite biosynthetic process
Molecular function (GO): fatty acid synthase activity
Source: RefSeq, a predicted model, not a curated record